CCGACGUCUCGUUCCGCCCUUCGUCCUCAACUGCGACUCGUGCGCGUCCACCCACUCUUAUUCUUCGCCGAUAUUCUUCGCGCAUUACCUACAUAUCACAGGCACUAUCAUUUUCCGAGUCAGCAUGGAUCUAGCGCAACAGCUCGUGCGCUCCGUUGCGCGCACUUUCUUGAACUCCCCCGACAUAGACACGAGACAUGUCCUCAUUGUCGACGCCCUCGUUAUUCAUUCCGCCCUCCGCGACGAUGAUCUCUCCUAUCUGAUGAGCAUGAACUUGAAAGACCUCCACCGCAUUUGCGCAAAACUUCGCGAUGAACGCUUGUUGCAAGUUCAUGUGCGGCCUGAGCUGAGAGAAGGCCAGCAGCGCCCCACGAACCGAACUUACUACUAUAUCGAUUAUCGUCAGGCUAUUGAUGCCAUCAAGUGGCGCGUUUACCAUCUUGACAAGGCCGUCCAGGGCAACGCGAAGCCCGCCAGCGAGAAGAAGGAGUACUUUUGUCGUCGAUGCCGUGCCGAAUGGACGCAGAUGGAGGUCCUGGACAAGGUAGAUCCCAUUAAAGGGUUUAUUUGCCAUCGUUGUGACGAUGUUCUUGUUUUCGAUCCCGAACGCGAAGCCGGCGGCCACGAGCAGUCCACGAAGCUCAACAACCAGCUUCGAUUUAUCACCGACAUGUUACCUAAGCUUGACGCCAUGGUGGUACCCGAAAAUACCUUUGAGACCGCUCACGCAGCCGCACGCCCUGUAGUCCGUGAUGCUACCAACCAAGCGGCGCCAUCUAUUGUUGUCGAGAGUAUUGCGAAGCCCACCGCUGUCAAGGGUAUGGCGAAUACGGGACCUCAAAGCAUUGCCGUCGAUAUCACCGAGUUGGAAGGCCCCACCGAGGCAGAAAAGAAGGCCGAACAGGAACGCAAAGAGAAGAUUGCGCGAUCCAACGCCUUGCCAGAGUGGCAUUUACAGAGUACUGUCACUGGCGCCUCGUAUGGCGGGCCGAACCAGCCUGCCGUCACCAAGACCGAUGAGGAAGAGGACAAGAAACCCACCGACCAAGGUGACGACACAAUGCAUAGCGAGGAAGUCACGAAUCUAUUCGAAAUGCUGGCACGACAACAAGCUGAAGAGGCCCGACGGAAAGAAGCCGAAGCUGACGAGUCAGACGAGGAGGACGACCAGGAUGAUGAAGAGGAGUUCGAAGACAUCGUGAACAACACCGGGACUGGCGAGAAGCGCCUAGCGUCCAGCGCCACAACCAGCGUUGCUGACACCCCGGCGUCAGAAGAGAGGCCACCCAAGAAAGUUAAGGUGGAAGAACCUGCUGAUGAAGCCGAUAGCGAUGAUGAGGAUGUCGCUUUUGAAGACGUAUGAGUGUGGGUUCGACGCCAGUUCAUCCUCUGCUAGAAUUUUACUUGAAGUUUUGCAAUCACGAAGCACACUUAGUAGAGUGUGGGCAAGGGCAAGCUGAUAUGUCUGAGUUGGUAAUGGCACGGCAUGGUCGUGGUUCGGCUGGUGUAAUUCUGGCGUGAUAUUAUCUGUCUUGUUUUCCCUCGCUUCUCCACAGAAAAGUUCUAUCUCCCCUUGAUUCCUUUUUAUUUAACUGAUACCAUAGAGCAUCUGCAUACUACAUACAAAUAUGGAAACGAACGAGGGCGUUCAAUUACAAU
Molecule: messenger RNA, 1659 nt
Organism: Xylaria bambusicola
Lineage: Eukaryota; Fungi; Ascomycota; Sordariomycetes; Xylariales; Xylariaceae
Exons: 2
Coding region: 125-1363 (412 amino acids)
Biological process (GO): transcription initiation at RNA polymerase II promoter; transcription open complex formation at RNA polymerase II promoter
Cellular component (GO): transcription factor TFIIE complex
Source: RefSeq, a predicted model, not a curated record